Molecule: messenger RNA, 1743 nt
Organism: Terrapene triunguis (Three-toed box turtle)
Lineage: Eukaryota; Metazoa; Chordata; Testudines; Emydidae
Product: spermatogenesis-associated protein 6
Exons: 12
Coding region: 30-1439 (469 amino acids)
Biological process (GO): spermatogenesis; motile cilium assembly
Molecular function (GO): myosin light chain binding
Source: RefSeq, a predicted model, not a curated record
CAGCCCCCCCGCCCGGCCCGGCCCCCCCAAUGCCGCGGAAGGCGCUGGUCUGCGCCCUGGAGCUGGAGCUCCGCUCGAUAACUUGCCCUGGAGUAUUGCUGAAAGACAAAAGUGAGCUCUAUCUCAGCGCCUGUGUAUUUGGACAGUACAAAAGGACUCAAUGUGUCCCUGCAGCAUUUCCACUCUUCUUAGAAGAGAAACUAGUAUUUGAAAAGGUAUUUACUGAUGUAGUUGAUCCUGGAGAACUUGUUGAGCUACUUGAAUUUGACACUGCAGUACUUGAACUAAUACAACUUGUUCCUCCAGUGGGAGAAAUUCUAGCCACUUAUGAAGAAAAUACAAGAGAUUUCCUGUUCUCUGACCCUAAGCUUACUCGUGGGCACCAUGGUUCAGAUCGUGAAGUUUUAAUGAAGCGGUCUUCUAGUUUUACAGGAAUUGCACCAAAAUUGAGAUUUUCUACCAGCUCCCUUAUUACAGAAAGCCUGUUAAGUUCAGGAAGGAUUCAUGUGCAGGAUAAUUUGGAUCGGGUGCAUCAUUCAACACCAAAUGGAAGAUUACAAACAAGGUCACCAAAGAAAAACACCCCUUCACCUGAGAAAAACAGGCACUGCUUAGCAACAAAGAACUAUGAGCAGCCCACAAUAGCUUCUAAAUCACGAUCUCCAUCUCCAUACACAAAAAGACGAAUGUGUGAGCUAUCAGAAGAAGCCAGACAACGACUGGCCCAUUUAAAUCUGGGGCCUUUUGAAUUCAGAAGAGAAACCGAUAAACCUCCAUUUGUAGUUAGACAUAUUGAACAUCCGAACCCCACUGUUGAUGUUCAUACUUGGCGUCCCACCAGAGACAGUGGACGAGAAGGUUGGUCCAGGGUAUCUUAUGAUCCUUCUCUUCUUGGCAGCUAUAGACCCAAGCAUACUAAAAUUAUCAGGUCUCAUCAUGGGAAAGACUUAGAUGGCUCUUCUGACAGCUGUGAUGAGCACCCGAUGUCGGGUACUGCUAGUAGGCAAUUUCGUUCUACUAGUUCAUUAAUACGUUCAGCACUCUCCUCAUUGCAGAAACAUUCCUCAAGUCCUGUAUUAAACCGUUCUUCUCUUAGAGAAAGAUUUAACUCUGGUUGGUCUACACCAGCAAAUGGAGAAGAGAUCCAUAAACGAGUGAAAAACAUUUUAAGGACACACAGUGCUAGGCAAAGGCUAACAUUUAUUCAUGAUUCCUCUUCUCCUCAGACUGAUCAUUUUGGCUUUGCUUAUGUUAACAGUUCAUCGGCUCAGCAGAACACCACCGUUCACUUGGAUAAUGGUGAAUAUUGGUCCAACCGUGCAGCUGUGUAUAAAGGAAAACCCCACAGAGCUAUCUUUGAAGACAGCCUGGAGAAAAUAUACAGAAACAUGUACAAAAAAGCUUGUGGCACCAUUUCAAAAAGAAAAAUACCCUCCUGAUAGCAAUACCACCAGAAAUGUACAGUGCACAAGGUUACUAUUUUUAAUGAGAAUUAUUUUUGUGUAACAAAUAUUUGUACUCUAUUUUUUAACAUGGAUUGUUCACUGGGAAGAACUCUUCUGGGCUAGUGGGGCUUUGAGGCUGGGACCCCAAAAGCAAAAUUUUAAAAUAAAAAGAAAAUCUGAAACAAUUAAAGUUAAGCAGGCGCAUUGUUCCCUUAAGAAGCUAGGAUGGUGCUAUUUCACCCACCCCCUCUUCGUCCUUUUCAGUUCUGAAGCAGGCGCUGAGUAAAGUGGAUGCUCC